This is a messenger RNA of Telopea speciosissima, 1345 nucleotides long. Its product is annotated as glucan endo-1,3-beta-glucosidase 11-like. Gene Ontology annotation, cellular component: plasma membrane. NCBI's taxonomy places the organism in Eukaryota, Viridiplantae, Streptophyta, Magnoliopsida, Proteales, Proteaceae. Gene Ontology annotation, biological process: carbohydrate metabolic process. The record is from RefSeq and is a predicted model, not a curated record. The transcript has 3 exons. Bases 98 to 1345 code for a protein of 415 amino acids. Gene Ontology annotation, molecular function: hydrolase activity, hydrolyzing O-glycosyl compounds.
CCGGCCAACUGCUCUUCCUGCUCCACUGAGAUAGAUAAACAUUGGUUUCUUCUCCUCUCUAUUUCCCUUAUUUUCACCUUAUUUUCUUGCAAGGUCCAUGGAGAUUAUUAAUAGGUUUCGCUCCUCAUCUCUCUUUGUUCUCAUCUCAGGUUUUGUACUUCCUUUACUGGUUGCUUCCGUCGGCAUCAACUACGGUCAGAUCGCUAACAAUCUCCCCUCGCCGCAAAAUGUCGUUCCCCUGCUCCGCUCCAUCGGGGUCAGUAAAGUAAAGCUUUACGACGCAGAUCCCCGAGUACUUUGUGCCUUCGCCAACACCGGUGUCGAAUUCAUUGUGUCCCUGGGAAAUGAAUACUUGGAGAAGAUGAGGGAUUCGGAAAAAGCUCGAGUCUGGGUGAAAACGAACGUUCAAUCAUACUUGCCUGCAACCAAAAUAACUUGCAUCACCGUGGGGAACGAGGUUCUAACGUUUAACGACACAUCUUUAACGGAGCACCUCCUCCCUGCAAUGCAGAGCAUCCACGACGCCCUCGUAAGCCUAGGCUUAGACAAGCAGGUCAGUGUCACAACUGCGCACUCAUUAGCGGUGCUGGAGACCUCCUAUCCGCCGUCCGCCGGAGCUUUCCGCCGAGAUCUGACGGAAUACAUCUCGCCCAUCUUGAACUUCCACAUGAAAACGUGUUCCCCCUUCCUCAUCAACGCAUAUCCAUACUUCGCGUACAGGGCGAACCCGAAACAGGUCUCCCUGGACUAUGUUCUAUUCCAGCCAAACCCAGGAGUUGUGGAUCCCGGCUCUAACCUCCGGUACGAUAAUAUGCUGUUCGCUCAGAUAGACGCCGUGUAUGCUGCGUUGGCGUCGCUAGGAUGCAAGAAAUUGCCGGUUCAGAUUUCUGAGACUGGUUGGCCGUCCAAGGGUGACGAGGACGAAGCCGGCGCGACCCCCGAGAACGCGAAGAAAUACAACGGGAAUCUGAUGAAGCUGGUCGCUCAGAAGAAGGGAACGCCAUCGAAGCCAAAUUCUGAUUUGAAUAUAUACUUCUUUGCGCUGUUUAACGAAAACAUGAAGCCGGGACCGACAUCGGAGAGGAAUUUCGGACUGUUUAAGCCCGAUGGGACGCCGUCGUAUGAGUUUGCACUCGCCAGUACUAAUGGAAGUGGUAACAGCAAUGGCACAGCCGGUAACGGUGAUGGCAGCGGCGGAUAUUCCGCAAGUAUGCCUUCGCCGGCAGAUUCAUCAAAUGGUUACUUGUCUAUCUCUUCUGCCACGGUGAAGAUCUUCUUAUCUCAUCGGUGCUGCUGCGAUUUGUGGGUGGUUGAGCUCGUCAAUACUUUUCCUUUGAAGUAUUGA